AUGGCAUCAAAUCAAUUCACCGUCGCAAAUCCGCCAACAGACGCCAUCUCCGCUUUGAAGUUCUCGCCAGAUCCGAAUUCAACUCGAAUUGUCGUUUCGUCAUGGGAUAAGAACGUCUAUCUUUACGACCUGCGGGACGAGAAUGGGAAUGUCGGCGAAGGAAAGCUUUUACAAAAGUUUGAACAUCGUGCGCCUGUGCUCGACGCGUGUUUUGGCGAGAACGAGGAUGUGAUCUACACAGCUGGUUUGGAUUGGGAUGUCCGAAAGAUUGAUGUCACAUCAUCUACACAGACAGUGCUUAGCAGCCACGACGCUGGGGUCCGGUGUGUCGCCUACAGCAAGGAGCAUAACAUUGUCAUAUCUGCGUCGUGGGACUCGACGUUACAUGUGCACCGUGUGAAUACUGAAGCCGACUCGAUCCCCGCGAUCAUUCCUCUCCCUUCAAAGCCUUUCUCCAUGUCUCUCACCGCCACGAAACUUGUUGUUGCUAUGGCGUCGCGCUCCCUCCACAUUUACGACCUGAAAGCAUUGGCGCUUCUCACAGACCAGUCAGACGCCACACCUCCGAACAAGAUUGAGAUCGAACCGUGGCAGCGACGAGAGAGCAGUCUCAAAUUCAUGACCCGCUGUGUCGCGUGCAUGCCCGAUGACGCCGGCUAUGCAUCCUCGAGCAUUGAGGGACGAGUCGCAGUCGAGUGGUUCGAUCCGUCUGCUGAGUCGCAAGCACGGAAAUAUGCUUUCAAGUGCCAUCGACAGACAGCUGAUGAUGUUGACGUCGUAUAUCCCGUGAACACACUUGCGUUCCAUCCCAUUCAUGGAACAUUCGCGUCUGGCGGUGGUGAUGGUGUCGUAGCACUUUGGGACGGUAUUGCGAAGAGGAGGAUCAGGCAAUAUCAGAAAUACCCGUCAAGCAUUGCUGCUGUCGAUUUCAGCGGCAAUGGAAAGUACUUGGCGAUUGCCGUUAGCCCUGGUUUCGAAGACGGAAAAGACGAUGUCGCAGAGGGAACUGUCCGAAUCUAUGUGCGCGAAUUGGGUGAGACUGAGGCGAAAGGAAAGGGUGCGAAAUAA
Messenger RNA from Aspergillus udagawae, 1068 nucleotides. RefSeq names its product WD40 repeat domain-containing protein. Bases 1 to 1068 code for a protein of 355 amino acids. Gene Ontology annotation, cellular component: kinetochore; bub1-bub3 complex; mitotic checkpoint complex. Gene Ontology annotation, molecular function: ubiquitin binding. NCBI's taxonomy places the organism in Eukaryota, Fungi, Ascomycota, Eurotiomycetes, Eurotiales, Aspergillaceae. The record is from RefSeq and is a predicted model, not a curated record. Gene Ontology annotation, biological process: mitotic spindle assembly checkpoint signaling. The transcript is spliced from 3 exons.